CCGAAAGGCCCCUUUCAAACCAAACUGUUAUUAAAGAGAGUGGUGUUCAGAACUCUGGCUUUAACUGAUAGCUUUUGAGGAUGCUUUUCAAAAGCUGUCUGUUCACAAUACUUUACUGCUGUGAGUUUCAGAGAUCAGCCAUGGGUGUUAGAGGCUUGCAGGGAUUUGUGGCAAGAGUUUGCCCUGAUGCGUGCCAAACGGUAGAUCUGAGGGAAAUGGCAGAAAAGCAUCGCAUUGAUCAUCCAGGUUCCCCGCCUGUUAUCGUAGUAGAUGCUAUGAGUUGCGUUAGACGCUGGUACACACCAGAAUACUGGGUGUGCGGUGGCCAGUGGCGCGAGUACCUUACCGUUUUACAGGAUUUUAUCAAUGCUUUUAUGGCAGCCGGUAUCAAGUUGGUGUUUUACUUCGACGGGGUGGUAGAAGAGAAAAAGAGAGAUGAGUGGAUCAAGCGGAGGAUGAAGAAUACUUGGGAAAUAACCAAACUAUUUUGGUUUAUCAAGACUGAAAGGAAACAGCCAGGGAAGGAAAUGUUUGUUCUUCCUUCAGCUCUGCCUACUUUUACACGUUAUGCCCUGAAAUCACUUGGUCAAAAAACAGUCUGCACAUUGCAAGAGGCAGACUUUGAGGUGGCUGCAUAUGGUUUGCAGCACAACUGUAUAGGAAUUCUGGGGCAAGAUAGUGACUACCUCAUCUAUAAUACAUGUCCCUACUUUUCCAUUGAGAACCUCCAUUUGGACAGACUGGUCACUGUUAUGUACUCUCGAGAAGUUCUUUGCCGUGUGCUGGGUAUUAGUUUGACACACCUUCCUCUCUUUGCAUGCUUGCUUGGCAAUGAUAUUGUUCCAGAAAGCAUGUUGGAAGGCUUUUGGCACAAAUGUUUGACCACCAGUCCCUGCAGGAAUAACAGCUACAACAGAAGAGCAAACAUACUGCUAUCUGUAGCGAAUUACAUCUCAAAAAUUCCGUGCUCGUACAGCGGCCUGAAACACUUGGAAGAGAUUCUGCCUCUGGGAUCAGACAAGACGUUGCUUUGCAGAGGAGUGAACUCCUAUCUCUUGCCUGGGCAGCAGUCUCCAUGGAUUCCUCCCGAUGUAACGAACUGUCAAAUGUUAGCCCUUCAACAACAAUCAGCACUCUGUCAAGAUAAAGAAAUCUUUCAGUUAGCUAAAGAGCAGCAUAUCCAAUCUGAAAAUUAUUUGAUCUUCAAUAUCCUGAGUCAUGGAGAGAUUGACUGCAGCAACUCCUUGGAAGAUGACUUUGAUACAGACAUUCCUGGACAGGCGCUUAUCUACCGCCCUGUUCGUCAGCAUGUUUAUUCUAUCUUGUUGGAAUCUGAAAAAGAUGGAACCUAUCCUUUGGUAAAAGAGUGGUUUGUCUAUUUUGGAAAUUCUCUCAGGCAACCGGACCUGAUACAACCUGUACAACCUUCUGUCACAGGUGGAACACCUAAUUUGAAAACACUGUGGUUUGCCAAAGGGCCUGACGUGGAGAAGCAACGGUAUAGUACAUUUCUGGCAUGCUUUUACCUUCAAGAUGAGAUGGAAGAAUUCCAAGCUCUGGAAGCACCUGUUGCAGGAUUCUGCUGCUUGCUGGCUUAUCUUAUGAUGCAGGUCAGUAGCCUCUCUCUGGAGGACUUAAAUGCAUUUCUGGCACUCCUUCUCUGCCUCAAAGGGAAGUCAGCAGCUCAACUGACAGGCCUGCAGCUUGAAGAGGUAGACUCCAGAGCUGUGCAUCUGGGUGCUGUCCUUAUCCGUGGCCUUACGACUUUGCUCAUGGCCAACAGUGCCUGUGGCUUUCCAUUCAGGAUGGAUGAUCUGAUGCCUUGGGCAGUGUUUGAUGGAAAACUUUUUCAAGAAAAAUACCAGCAGUCACACCGAGGUUGCUCUAUGGAAGAACUUUUGGAAGGCAAUGAGUCACUGUACACACCCUUCCAAAAUCUGAAGUCUCUCAUUUGCAAGGUUUGCAAGGCAAAGAAAAGAAAGAUACGGAGCAGACUGAGAGGGAAGGGAUUUGACAAAGGUUGGUAUUGUGUGAAUUUUCUCGAUAAAGUUAAUAUAUUGAUGAGCUAAAUUAUCCUUCAACAG
Hirundo rustica (Barn swallow) is the source of this 2084-nucleotide messenger RNA. RefSeq names its product family with sequence similarity 120 member B (gene FAM120B). Bases 81 to 2069 code for a protein of 662 amino acids. Gene Ontology annotation, cellular component: nucleus. The transcript has 8 exons. The record is from RefSeq and is a predicted model, not a curated record. NCBI's taxonomy places the organism in Eukaryota, Metazoa, Chordata, Aves, Passeriformes, Hirundinidae.